Molecule: messenger RNA, 1613 nt
Organism: Bemisia tabaci
Lineage: Eukaryota; Metazoa; Arthropoda; Insecta; Hemiptera; Aleyrodidae
Gene: Cisd2
Product: CDGSH iron sulfur domain 2
Biological process (GO): regulation of autophagy
Cellular component (GO): intracellular membrane-bounded organelle; mitochondrial outer membrane
Molecular function (GO): 2 iron, 2 sulfur cluster binding
Source: RefSeq, a predicted model, not a curated record
GCCUUAUCAGCUCUUUGAGCUUUUGCUUUUCUAUCCUCUAACCUCAAAAUUUUGGAGUCACAUCGUCCAAGUGAAGUGCCGUGACAAUUUUAGUUUCCGAGAUUAAUAUUAAUUUUCCAUCAUGCAACCGGUCGCGCACAUAGUGAAAGUUUCCAUCCCAAAUUACCUGGUUGAUUUGCCAAUACCGUCAACUCUUGGAGGCUGGUUCUAUCUAGGGAUUAAGGACUGGGGUAAAUUGAUACCUUUCUUCGCCUUUGUCGGAGGUAGCUCCUAUGCUGCCUACAAACUUCUGAAGCCAAACUCUACAAUUAAUCCCAGUAUAAAGAAAGACUCAUCAAAAGUAGUUGACUGUCUUAACAUAGAAGACCUUGGAGAACAAACUGCAUUUUGCCGAUGUUGGCGUAGUAAGAAAUUCCCCCUAUGCGAUGGUGCUCACGGACCUCACAACAAAGAAACUGGUGAUAACGUAGGCCCUCUAGUGCUGUCAAAGAAAAGCAAGUAGGGUUAAAAAUUAAGGGUUUAAGUUGUCUAUAGUUUUCUUUUUCUCAAUUGAUUUUUUUUGUAAUAGUCCUAUAUUCAUUACUCCCAAUAUCACUGAGCGCCCUCGCGUAAAUCUGUUAUAUUGCUCAUUAAAUGACACACAGUUUGUGAUUAGUUCCAUGUUGAGAUGUUCGACUACAUGUAAUGUUGAGAUCGUCCCAUAAAAAAAUAAUUUACUUGCUUGUCCUUUUCUUAAUAUUGUAAUUAGUUAGAUUGGUAAAUCGAGUGUAACUUCUUCGGAGUUAGGUCAGUAAUCCCUAGAAUCCCCUGAUUUUUCCCCUUUGAACUACAAAAGAAUUUUAAAAAAACUGAACCGGUCUCAAAAUUUCUGUGAUAAUCUCUUGUUUUACCUAGUGCAGAUUAGAUGCACCUCAUACUAUUAACGGUUUAAAACAAGUCAAUACUCUACAGUUUUCUGAAGUACCUACUUUAUUACUUUCCCUCUUUAGUCUCGUUUGUUUUUAUUGUUACAAAGAACAUCUCAAUUUUUAUCUGCCCCAGUGAAAAGAGCAUUUAGUAGUCUUUUAUCGGUGAAUGUAAAGUUCAACUAUCAUACUGCUGAUAAGGCCUGAACUUCAGCAAGAAACGAGAGGCUGUUAUCUUAUCAACUGUAUACCCAGUCCCACUAAUGCGCCAAUUACCUGUUCAAACAACUAUAUAUUAGGUAGUCCCAUCAGCGUGUCAAGACUCUUCACAGCAAUCUGCUAUUUUAAUUUGAAGUAAAAAUUGUAAAUUAUCGUUUUUUUAGGUUUUACAAUUACACCUCUCCAUCUGUCCAUCCCAGCAGGGACUUCCUCCUUCUACACCCCGAAAAAGAUGUAGUACCUGUGUUAAUUACUAAAUACUGAACAUCAAUUCCUGUAGUUUGUAGUUUAGUUUUAACUUUUACCUUUAUGUAUGCAUUUGCUUUUUUUCUACCCGCAGAAUGACAGGAGUCAUUAUAUGUAACUGGGUUAUUACUGAUCACAUGUUCUUUGUAUCCCUCAUCAAGCAUUUUUUAUAAAAUCUAUCUCCCCCUCCCUAUGAGCUGAAAAGUACAUAAUGGUCUAAAUAAAUUUUUAUUACUUGUUAAA